Strongylocentrotus purpuratus (purple sea urchin) is the source of this 2026-nucleotide messenger RNA. RefSeq names its product caltractin. Gene Ontology annotation, biological process: mitotic cell cycle; centriole replication. The record is from RefSeq and is a predicted model, not a curated record. Gene Ontology annotation, cellular component: centrosome; centriole. NCBI's taxonomy places the organism in Eukaryota, Metazoa, Echinodermata, Echinoidea, Camarodonta, Strongylocentrotidae. Gene Ontology annotation, molecular function: calcium ion binding. Bases 57 to 632 code for a protein of 191 amino acids. The transcript has 5 exons.
CUUCAGGGAUUGGUCCGCGGGGUGCAACUACAUUUCCAAACGGCGCCUCAUCCAAAAUGGCCGCACCAUCAUCAUCCACCUCCUCCCAAGGGCGACUGGGCGUGGCAAGCAGCCUCCUUCACUCAUUGGAGCAAGGUAGAGAUCACGUGGCCGAGAUAGACCCAGCCCUCACGUCUCAGUUCACAGCGCAGGAGCUCCGUGAUCUGAGGAUGGUGUUUGACACCUUCGAUAAAGACAGGAAAGGAUACAUCGAUGCUUUCGACCUCCGGAGGGCGUUGAGAGUUCUUGGGUUUAAGCUUUCUCAUGAGCAAAUAGAUGAGGCGAUAGCGGACAUUGGCCGACGAAUAGGUGAGGUGAGUUUCUCAGACUUCGUUGAGCUGGUCGCUCACCGACAGGGCGACUCAAGGGAUAUCUACGGUGAGAUACAUCAGGGCUUCGACAUGAUGGACUACGGAAAGAAAGGAUGCUUGACAACCGAUGACCUCAAGCUGGUUGCUAAGGAAGUCGGGGUCAAAGUCAGCGACAGUAUGAUCAAAGAGAUGAUCGAAGAGGCAAGCAGCAGUGGUGACAACACUCUCAGCAGAGACGAGUUUGUUGCCGUAAUGUUGCAGACAAACAUGUUCAAAGAAUGAGUAUACCUUUCGACAAAGUAUUGUAGAGAGACGAGUUUGUUGCCGUCAUGUGAAAGACAAUCAGGGGACAAACACUGUUGCCGUCAUGUGGAAGACAAUCAGGGGACAAACACUGGCAACCUUUAUUCUUGAUAUCGCGCUGCUGACAGACUGAUGUACAAAGACUGACAGAACAGUGCAAUAUGGUUAGACGAUUUGGAUAUGUAUGCCAUCUUGUUGCAGAGUGCAGACAGACAUGUUCAAGGAUUUAGCAUAGUUUACACCAACCAUUUCCAGAGGAGUUCGUUGUCAUUGAUGUUGCAGACAAGUAGGCAUAACAAGUAACAACUGACACCAAUCUUCAGUGUUACCGGAAGAAAGGGAUUUGUUGCAAGAAAGACAUGUACAAAGAUUACAUGGCAGCAAACUACGUCUUAAAGAGAAAAGGGUCUGUUGCUGCCAUGUUGCAGACAAAAAUGGACUGAAAACAAUGUAUUUACUACACCAUCAGAUGAAGUUUUGUUGCCAUUGUGUUACAGGCAUCCUUUCUAACAGACUAACAAAACUCGGCAACACCAGAAGAGACGUGCUUCUUGCCGCUAACGGAUAUGUUACAGACAGACGUGUUCGAAGACCGACAACAAUCUGCAAAGCACUACAACAAUUGUAGAGUGUGUGGUUGAAGUGUUGCAACCACACAUGUACACAAAGUGAAAGUAGCCGGCAGCAAGUCGAGCAUAGACGAGUCUGUGUCAUUAUCUUGUGGACAGACAGACGCUGUUGCUGAUGCUGUAGGGUAAAUGGCCCCAAUUGCUUUUGCCUGCAGAUUACCGUCCACGCAACGCCAUUACGACUAUUGUCUUUCUUCGACUAUUUUGUAUGCUUCCUUGAGGACAAUGCCCCCCCCCCCCCCCCAUAGUGAUUGAUGUGUUGAUGUUACAUUUGAGGAUGACCCCCACCUCAUUGGUAAUUUAACUGAUAUCAAUAAUUUAUGUCCGGAGACACACCAGUAGACCGGACAACCCACUAUAACGAAAGCCAACAAGACCGAAUAUGCCGGUGUCUACUAUGACCUCAGAGAAGUUUCGCGAAUUUAUCCCCAGAUAACAUUUGAAAAUGACCACGGACCGACUAAGAUUGUCGGUCUAAUGGGCUGUCAGUCUCGUUCGCUGUCGUUCUCGAGGGUUGUCGCUCUCUAGGCCGUAGCCUAGCAGCCCAAAAUCAAUUUCAUGCAGAGUAAUGACGCAUAAUAAAUGACAAUCUACGUCAAUCUUAUCUUGUUUUACAGUAUUCAAUUUAUUAAUUCUUAACGACAUUGUGCUGUUGAAUCUUAUUUUCAGUGAGAUUUACAAAUGCCAAUCCUCGGCAACGAGCUACAAAUAAAUAAUACAAGUACAUUUUAAUAUCUAUGGUAC